AUGGCCAAUCACCACAGUUUGUUUGUCAAGAUCUAUGGACCAGAGGGUUCUGCGUCUCACAAAGGCAAAGGCAAAGGCUUCAAGAGGAUGAUCAACUUCCACCUUGGAUUUCAUUGGCGAAGUUAUAUUAUCCACAACGGCUGUCCCUUGUGCUUUUGUUCUCAACUAUUUGAGUCAAAGAACAAAGGAGUACGCAACAUCAAGCUAUUCCAAACAAACAACCAUAACCUGGAUCGUAUUGGCAAGAUUGAGUUCACAGUUACCACAAUGGAAAUGAAUUUGGAACCUGUUUGCCAUCCCAGGUCACUGAAGAAGCCAAAGACAGCCAACCAUGCCUCAUUGUUCUCAUUUGGUCCUAUGUCCAAACAAGCCUUGGGAGAUGAUGGCGUCAACUUUAUCAAGAAACACUUUAUCGAUAACAAAGAGCUUGUGGUCAAAGAUUGGAGCAAGUCGCACACUUACAUCAAGGACGAUGGCGAGAUAUUCAAGUUGAACAGCUACGUUCAUGUCCUGGGCUUAAACGCCAAGGGUGCUGAGGUCACAUGGGUGGCAAAGAUAAUGGGUAUCCACAAGAACAAGUUGGAUGGUACAGCCAUCAUAUUGGUACUAUACUAUGAUCGAGCUACUGGAGAGACUCAUACGUACAAGAGCUUGAAAGAGUACCAAAUCAUCACGUUUGGAGCAAUCAAAAGUGUCAAGCUCCUUGAUGUUAACAUUGAUGCCACCACCUGCCUUUUAUUCCCAACAACCAAACUAAAAUAA
Acytostelium subglobosum LB1 is the source of this 762-nucleotide messenger RNA. RefSeq lists its product as hypothetical. The transcript is spliced from 3 exons. Lineage: Eukaryota; Evosea; Eumycetozoa; Acytosteliales; Acytosteliaceae. The coding region runs from base 1 to 762 and encodes 253 amino acids. The record is from RefSeq and is a predicted model, not a curated record.